Phyllotreta striolata is the source of this 1078-nucleotide messenger RNA. The record is from the annotation of a GenBank genome assembly. NCBI's taxonomy places the organism in Eukaryota, Metazoa, Arthropoda, Insecta, Coleoptera, Chrysomelidae.
AAAAAACGCCGGUUGGUAUGUAACAAUCGAUCAACGCUAUAUCGCCAACUCUGGUGGUCGUGGAAUGUCAUCAGUGACAUUUUAGAUGUUAAAAUUGACAGAUACUUCCACAGCAACCUAUCUAUUUGUUGGGUUCAUCGAUCAAACGGCAUGGCGGCCAACUAGAUUUUGUAGUGUGAAUAUGGAAGAAAACGGCCCGGGUGAACAAAAUGGAAGAUCUGGAGAAAAACAGUUCGGUAAAUCGUAUAAAGGCGUAAAAGAACCGAUUAGAAAAACGAUGUACGAUGUUCUGGUGGAGAAUCUGGAAUUAGUUGGAAGGAAAACGUUCAUUCAUCGCAUAAUAUACUGCGGGUUACAUUAUUUUUCAAACUCGUCGGAGAAAAAGCUGGAAGACUUUUUCCAAAAAAUUGUAGAAGAAGUGAACACUAAAUGCUUGAUAAUUGAAAAGUUAUCAGGAUUUCUAUUCUACCACGACAAGUAUUUUGUCCAUCUGCUCGAGGGAGACGAAGACGCAAUCGGUCAACACUUGAAACUCUUGUAUCGAUCGCAAGACUUCGGAAAAUUCGGAAAAUUGAAAUUACUCGUAUCACUGCAUCACAUCAACAACCGUUUAAUAAACGAUUGGAAGUUCUACAAUGCAGAACCUAGAAAAAGUUCAUCUAAUUUUAAUGCGAAUUCAGUGACUGAUAUAGCAAAAAUCACAUUCGAUUGCGUUAAAAAAUUUUCAGAUUUAUCUGUAGCAUUUGUUGAAACAACCAGUAACACAGAGAGGGAAAUUGAAGUCGAGAUAAUCGAUAAAAUCGACCCUUUACUGCCCUUAUUACCCGAAAUCGAACAACUGGAAUUACUAAUCAACGGCGAAUUUCCAAUGGAUCUCGACGAAUACCGCAAAUCCUACGGGACUCUCUUCUCUUAUCAGCUUCAUACAGACAAAAUUUGGCCCUUACCCGAAGACCUCGUGCCUUACGAUGUAUUCGAAACAGCCCCUCAAACUGCCAUUAAAUUCCCAAAUUUCCAAAAAACUCAAACCGAACCAGAAGAUAACGACGACGACGAUUUAUUACCUUCUUUAAUAUAA